UUUAAUUAAUUCAAUUCUUGUUCUCAGCUUUAAGAAGAGUUGUGCAAAAAAAAAACACACAUUUCAGAAGUUUGACCAAAUAACUACAAAUAAUUCCCAUAGAGUUAGUUUCAAACUAACAAAUAUUAUACAACACAAAUGCUUAUCAUUAUUGUUAACAUAAUUAAAUCAAAUUAAAUUCAGAUAUCUCCUCAAAUCAUUGCGCGCGCGGGAAGAAAAGAAACAAGAGAAAUCAAGAAAACAACAUUCUCUUGGACAUAUUUUUUUUUUUGUUUGCUAAACAAAAAAUUCCACGACAAAUGUUUUUUGGUUGAAAAUUGUAGCUUCACCAAAAAAAUGCAAAAUUGAAAAAAAAUAGAAAAAUAAAAACACUUAAUUGGAAAUCUGUGUGAAAUUCCUUGCCCCUUUUCCUUCUCGCUAUGGAAAUCAGUGAAGAAAAAGAUUCUCAAAUAGGAAGUAAUCUCAAAAACAACACAAAACUGCAAACUGGCACUGAUACAGAAACAACAACAAGUUCUUGCAACUGGUCAAGAUUUUCGGAAUGGGUUCAUUGUAUGUGCGUGGUUACAUUCGAUCUGGAACUUGGCCAAGCAAUCGAGGUUAUUUAUCCAGAAAAAUUCACUCCAUCUGAACAAGAGAAGACAAAUAUUUGCUAUUUGGCAUUUCCAGACUCGAAUUCCGGUUGCAUGGGCGACACUCAGUUCCAUGUUAGAUUGAGACUAGCAGCAGAUGGAAGCAAUCACCAGAAUGAUAACAAUAAAAACACUUCGUUGAGCUUCGAGCAUAAACGAUUCAAUACACAGUGUAAUUCUGUGCAGAAAGCAGACAAAGCUCAUUAUUGGGGUUUUGUGUAUUUUCGUCAGAGAAAGGAGGCGUCCUUGCCACGCGGUUACUUCCAAAAGAGUUUCAUAUUACUUACGAGGCUUCCGUUUUUUAAUUUAUUUUACGAAAUACUCUCUCAGCUGGCUCCAAUGUAUUUUUUACAUGGUCUAAGUGUGAUUGAAUCCGCUUGUUAUCAAAUUUCCAACUGGCCAUCAUUGCAGGCUGGUGAACUUUUGCGGCUUUCAUUAUUUGAAACUGUCUAUCAAACAGUAAUUCCUCUAGCUAAUAGCAAAGGUGGCAAUCACAUCAGCAACACAACAACAACAACGACAACAACAAAGACAACAAUAGAUAAUUUAAAUUGUAAUUUUAACAAAAACAAAAAACUACUAACUUGUGAUGUUUAUCCUAUUUUACAAACAAAAAACAUCUCGUCAGUUAGCGAAAUUGAUGUUUUUCGAAGUUUAUCCUGUGUAAUAUCAAAUGUUUACACUUUGUGGGAACUAGUUCUGACAGCUGAACCAAUUGUUGUUAUUGGUUCAUCACCAGCAGAUACAUCACAUAUGGUGCAAUCACUUGUUUCACUUAUAGCACCACUCGAAUUUUGUGCAGAAUCACGUCCUUAUUUUACAAUUCAUGAUAGUGAAUUUAAAGAAUUCACACGUGAGCAACAGCAACAAGGCCAAUCAGCAACAACAACAGUACCACCAGGUAUUAUAAUUGGCGUGACAAAUCCGUUCUUUGUGAAGCUUCUAAAAGACUGGCCACAUAUGAUUCGGAUACCAAUGAAUGAUUGUUUUAAUUUAACGUCGCAUCUAGCAGCAACUACUCCAACAUCAUCGUCGUCAAGUGUGCCAAAAACAUCCUCCUUCACAGGAACAUCAUCAUCAUCAUCAUCAUCAGCAGCAGCUAAUAAACGAAUAAAUUCAUCAACUAAUGACAAUGCUGUUGGUCUUAUAACAAAGUACAAACCCUUUUUGAAAAAGGACAAAGCAUUAAUCAAAAAAAUUCUAAUCGGUGUGAAUACAAAGAGACCAGAACAUGUUCAAUCGGCAUUGUUGCGACGAAAUUUCCUUGAACUCACCCAAAGUUUCAUGAUACCGCUCGAACGAUAUAUGGCCUCAUUGAUGCCACUCCAAAGAGAUAUUAGCCCAUUUAAAUCAGCACCAAGUCCGAAUCAAUUUAAACAAGAUGAUUUUUUAGCUACUUUAGAUCAAUCUGGUCCGCAUUUGACAUCUCCAUUAAAAGGAAAUUGGAAAAGUCUUUAUCAACGUUUCUUUAACUCGCCGAAUUUCAAAGGUUGGUAUGAGACCCGGCACAAAGAAUUACAGCGAACACUUCAGUCUAUACAGCUACAAGCAUUAUCAGGAGCAGAUUUGAAUCAAUGGGCUCAAGGAAAACAGGAAGUUGAAAUAAUUGAUAUGAUUAUUAAAUUAAAACAAAAACUUAAACUAUCGUCGUCUAUUAACGAAAAUUCUAAUAAUUCAUGUUUAAGUGUAAAUAAUGAAGAAAUUAUUGUCGGUACAACAACACAAUUGAAUGAAACAAGAAGAAAACUUUUAUAUCAAAUUGAAAGUAUGAAGCAAUCUCUACCCGAUGACCUUAAAACUAUAUUAUUUGAUACGUGAUAAGGGGUCAAUCACUACUCUACUCUACUACUCUCUCCCCUAAAAAGAUUUUCGUUGAAAUUAAGAUUAAAAUUUAAUUAAUUGUCAAUAAAUAAAUAAUGGUAAUAAAUUUUUAGCUAAAUGUAUUUUAUCCCAUUGUGUGAUCUCAAUAGACGAGGAAGACACAAUUGAUGAAAAAAGAAACCUAUAAUUAUAUUAAGCAAAUUUAAACAAAAUUUUUGUACCACAUAAAUUAUGUAUAUUAAAUGUUUGGUAAAACACUAUGAA
This is a messenger RNA of Episyrphus balteatus (marmalade hoverfly), 2717 nucleotides long. RefSeq names its product protein DENND6A. The transcript is spliced from 4 exons. Gene Ontology annotation, cellular component: recycling endosome. The record is from RefSeq and is a predicted model, not a curated record. Lineage: Eukaryota; Metazoa; Arthropoda; Insecta; Diptera; Syrphidae. Bases 420 to 2450 code for a protein of 676 amino acids. Gene Ontology annotation, molecular function: guanyl-nucleotide exchange factor activity.